This is a messenger RNA of Colossoma macropomum (tambaqui), 1455 nucleotides long. Its product is annotated as O-sialoglycoprotein endopeptidase. Gene Ontology annotation, cellular component: EKC/KEOPS complex; cytoplasm. The record is from RefSeq and is a predicted model, not a curated record. The coding region runs from base 118 to 1125 and encodes 335 amino acids. The transcript is spliced from 12 exons. Gene Ontology annotation, biological process: tRNA threonylcarbamoyladenosine modification. Lineage: Eukaryota; Metazoa; Chordata; Actinopteri; Characiformes; Serrasalmidae.
GGAAAACAUUAUGUGUGGGAAAUUGUGAGGACGCCUAUCUAAGGCAGGGGCUGAAACUGUUGUUAUGGUCCUUCGACACGAGACCUGCAGUUAGAAGUGAGCGGCUAAACUGCAGUCAUGACUGUGGUCAUUGGGUUUGAGGGCAGUGCCAAUAAGAUUGGUAUAGGCAUUGUGAGGGAUGGAGAAGUCCUCUCAAACCCUAGACGUACCUAUAUCACUCCACCUGGUCAAGGUUUUCUUCCUAGUGAAACAGCUAAACAUCAUCGUGGUGCUAUUCUAACUGUCCUCCGAGAGGCCCUAGAUGAAGCUGGAUUGAAACCUGCUGAUAUUGACUGUGUAGCGUACACCAAAGGGCCAGGGAUGGGAGCUCCUCUGGUCACAGUGGCCCUGGUGGCCAGGACAGUUGCUCAGCUGUGGGGAAAACCAUUGGUGGGUGUAAACCACUGCAUCGGGCACAUUGAAAUGGGCCGACUGAUCACUGGUGCUAACAACCCUACUGUACUAUACGUCAGUGGUGGCAACACUCAGGUGAUUGCUUACUCUGAAAGGCGCUACAGAAUUUUUGGUGAAACAAUAGACAUCGCUGUGGGAAACUGCCUGGACCGCUUUGCCAGAGUCAUCAAGAUAUCUAAUGACCCCAGUCCAGGCUACAACAUUGAACAGAUGGCAAAGAAGGGCAAGCAGUAUGUAGAGCUUCCAUACACAGUUAAAGGAAUGGACGUUUCUUUCUCUGGGAUUUUAUCGUACAUAGAGGAGGCAGCACACAAGAUGUUGAGCUCAGGGCAGUGCACAGCAGAAGACCUGUGCUUUUCCCUGCAGGAGACAGUCUUCUCUAUGCUGGUGGAGAUAACAGAAAGGGCCAUGGCUCACUGCGGCUCCCAAGAGGUGCUGAUCGUGGGAGGAGUAGGCUGUAACCUCCGUCUGCAGGAGAUGAUGGGUGUCAUGUGUGAGGAGAGAGGCGCUCGGCUUUUUGCCACAGAUGAGAGGUUCUGCAUUGACAAUGGAGCGAUGAUUGCACAAGCUGGCUGGGAAAUGUUCCGUGUGGGUCAAAUAACAGAGCUGUCUGACUCCUGGAUCACACAGAGGUACAGGACAGAUGAAGUAGAAGUUACCUGGAGAGACUGACCUGUUACAAAUCCAAAUAUCUGUUUUGACUUGAAGAGAAACUAUGGCAGAAAACAGAACCUCCUGAGGACGCUAUGGGUUUUAGUACGGCUACUGUGCUUUUUUUCACCAUCCAGACAUGCAUCCAUUCUGAACUGUUCCACCAGUUAACUUGAAGGGGUAUUUUGUAACUCACACAGUUGAUAGUAAAGUCUUAAUUUGAGCAACAACUUUAGCACUUCAGCCAUUGCGAAAGGGCUCCUACGGUUGUUUUUUUUAAGUGGUUGGUACAACUCGAGAGUGCCUGCUGUGUGUUUUAUAAUAAACAGUGUCUUGAAAAUAUUGCAACAU